AUGCCGGUGGUGCGGCCUCACAAUGGACAUCCUAUGAGUGCCCCACCAAUGCCAAUGCCCCCUCCCCCAUCUCAGCCCCCCGUGCUCCUCCCAAGGACAGGUCCUCUCUGGAACCUUCACAAACCUGAUUUCUGGUCCUCCUCAACCAGCUCCCUGUCCCUGCUUCUGGGCACUCCUUCCUUCCUGAGCUCCCAGGAUUCCUCAAGGUCACUCUUGCUGCCUCCGCCUGGGCCCCGACGGAAGGUGAGGUCGGGGGCCGAGCCGGGGCGUGGCAGCCGGGGUGUGUGUCCGCCGGGCUUGGUGCCUCAGGUGGCCCGGCAGCACCGUCCCACCUCUGCCACCCUCCGAUGGGGCCGCUACCUGUGUGCCUGCCAAUCAUGCUGCUCCUGCUGCUGCCGUCGCUGCUGCUGCUGCUGGGACCUGCAGAGCUGCACAGACACACCCUCCAGGAUAUUACAUGUGUACCGGCGUGGGAUCCUGGAACUGGCAGGAACUGUGGGUUGUGUUGGUCCCCGAACCCCCAUCGCCUAUUUGAAAUAUGGUUGCUUUUGUAGCUUGGGAGGCCAUGGCCAGCCCCGCGAUGCCAUUGACUGGUGCUGCCAUCGCCACGACUGUUGUUACACUCGAGCUGAGGAGGCCGGCUGCAGCCCCAAGACAGAGCGCUACUCCUGGCAGUGCGUCAAUCAGAGCGUCCUGUGCGGUGAGUCCCCAGCACCACCAUGCCACACACCCCGAGUAUCCCCUGGGCAUCCUGGCAUAGCCAGAUGAUUUCUGUGCCCCUGUUGCAAUAACCAC
Pongo pygmaeus (Bornean orangutan) is the source of this 795-nucleotide messenger RNA. RefSeq lists its product as uncharacterized. Gene Ontology annotation, biological process: lipid catabolic process; phospholipid metabolic process; arachidonate secretion. The coding region runs from base 1 to 768 and encodes 255 amino acids. Gene Ontology annotation, molecular function: calcium ion binding; phospholipid binding. Lineage: Eukaryota; Metazoa; Chordata; Mammalia; Primates; Hominidae. The record is from RefSeq and is a predicted model, not a curated record. The transcript is spliced from 4 exons.